AUGGUGAACUUUGACCUGCAUUGGCUUCACAGCUGCGAUGGCCGAGUGGUUAAGGCGUUGGAUUUGAAAUCCAAUGGGGUCUCCCGCGCAGAUCACCUCCUGGCCGACCUGGAGAGCUGCACUUCUCCUUUGGCCAGAUGUCCCGUCCUCCUGACCUCUGAACCUCCCGAGACCUCUGACCCCACGUCAACAGACCUUCAGGACCCCACACAGGCGAGACCCCCGCCCCCCGCAUACACACCUCAGCAAACUGUUUCCUCAGCAAUGAAGUCCAACGGAUCUCAGAGUGCCAAUCCAGACAAACUCUACAGUACGGUGUGUAAGCCCCGCUCCCCCCGCACCCCUGACCCCCCUCCUCCUGCCUUCUCCUCCUCCGUGCUGGGGGGAGGACUCAGUGAGCUGGACCACCUCCUGCAGGAGCUCAACGCCACCCAGUUCAACAUCACAGAUGAGAUCCUGGCUCAGUUUCCCAGCAGCAAGAAGGACGAGCGGGACAAGAUGAAGGACUUCCAGAACUCCAAAUCAGGACCACCCUCCUCGGGGUCGGCGAAACCUUCCGCCACCUCUGCUACUCUUGAGCUCGACAAACUCAUGGCCUCCCUCUCAGACUUCAAAGUCCAGAGCACACCUGUUGUCCCUGUCAGUCCUGUUGUAACAUCCACACAGCAACCAGCCCCGCCCCCUCAGGCCUCCUCAGGCGGCUCAUUGGACAGCAUGCUGGGACUCCUCCAAUCGGAUUUGAGCAGACAGGGAGUGCCCACCUCCUCCAAGGGAAACUGCUCAGCCUGUCAGAAGCCUGUCGUGGGCCAGGUGGUGACGGCCUUGGGGCGCGUGUGGCAUCCGGAGCAUUUCGUGUGCUCGGAGUGCGAGUGUGAGCUGGGCAACAAGAACUUCUUCGAGAAGGACGGACGGCCAUACUGCGAGCCCGACUACUUCACCCUGUACUCCCCACACUGUGCCUCUUGCAACAAGCCUAUUCUCAACAAAAUGGUCACUGCAAUGGAUAAGAACUGGCAUCCAGAGUGCUUCAGUUGUGUGAAGUGUAGUCGGUCGUUUGGGGAUGAAGGUUUCCAUGACCGCGAAGGAAAGCAAUACUGCCAGCAGUGCUUUUUGUCCCUCUUCGCUUCCCGUUGCCAAGGCUGCUCCCAGCCAAUCAUGGAGAACUACAUCUCAGCACUCAAUUCCCUCUGGCACCCCCAGUGUUUUGUCUGCAGGGAGUGCUACUGCCCGUUCGUCAACGGCAGCUUCUUCGAGCACGAGGGCCAGCCCCUGUGCGAGGCCCACUACCACCAAUCACGCGGCAGCGUCUGCAACGCCUGCCAGCAGCCAAUCCUGGGCCGCUGCGUCACGGCGAUGGGCGCCAAGUUCCACCCCCACCACCUGGUGUGCAACUUCUGCCUGAAGCCCCUGAGCAAGGGCUGCUUCAAGGAGCAGGAGAACAAGCCCUACUGCCACCCCUGUCACAUCAAGCUCUUCGGCUGAGCGGAGGGGGGGGGGGG
Molecule: messenger RNA, 1499 nt
Organism: Clupea harengus (Atlantic herring)
Lineage: Eukaryota; Metazoa; Chordata; Actinopteri; Clupeiformes; Clupeidae
Product: transforming growth factor beta-1-induced transcript 1 protein
Exons: 11
Coding region: 1-1482 (493 amino acids)
Source: RefSeq, a predicted model, not a curated record